UGGACCCCUCUCUGCCCUCCCCGGGCACACGGGUCCCCCCUCCGACGCCCGCGCCCUCCCUGUCCACGCUGAGCGCCAGGGGCGCGUGCGUCCCCGCCGAGGAGCCGGGAUCCCGCGCGCCAUGGAAGCAGCUAACCUCUCGGUGGCCUCCACCGGGGUCGCCCUUCGCCUGGGACCCGACGCCUAGAGCAGCAGCCCAAGCCCCGGCGGGGUCGUCCAGUUGACCCCAGGCGGCGCCGCCCUGCCUGGUCGAGAGCCGCCCUUCUCUGUCUUCACGGCGCUGGUGGUGACGCAGCUGGUGCGGCUGAUCGCGGCCACUUUCCUGUGGAACCUGCUGGUCUUGGUCACCAUGCUGCGCGUCCGCGCCCUCCACCGUGUGCCGCAUAACGUGGUGGCCUCGACGGCCGUGUCGGACGAGCUCGUGGCAGCGCUGGUGCAUACGCCCCUGAGCCUGGCGAGCGAGCUGUCGACCGGGCGACGGUGGCGGCUGGGCCGGAGCUUGUGCCGCGUGUGGAUCUCCUUCGACGUGCUGCGCUGCCCCGCCAGCAUCUGGAACGUGGCGGCCAUCGCCCUGGCCCGAUACUGGACCAUCACGCGCCACCUGCCGUACACGCCGCGCACCUGCCGCCGAGCCUCGGUGCUCAUGAUCGCGCUCACCUGGGCCCUCUCCGCGCUCAUCGCCCUCGCGCCGCUGCUCUCCGGCUGGGGCGAGGCGAACGACGCUCGGCUCCGGCGCUGCUAGGUGAAGGAGGCCCCUCCCGAGGCUGAGAUGGUGUUCACGGGGGUGGCCUUUCAGAUGAACAGAGCCUCGUGGCGGAAGCGUGAGGAGAAGCGGGCGGCCGUGAUGGUGGGCGUUCUCAUCGGCGUGUUCGUGCUGUGCUGCAGCCCCUUCUUCCUGACGGAGCUCAUCAGCCCCCUCUGUGCCUGCAGCCUGCCCCCCAUCUGGAAAAGCGUAUUCCUGUGGCUUGGCUACUCCAACUCUUUCUUCAACCCCCUGAUUUACACGGCAUUGAACAAGAACUACAACAGUGCCUUCAGGAAACUUCUCACCAAGCAGAGAUAAACCCAGGGCUUGGAGAGACACGCAGGCUGCCUCAAAUCCUCUGUGAACUGAGACAGGGAAGAAAGGACCGGGAGAUGAUUGACAAGCUGGAUGCAGUGGAAAAGGUGGGCACAUCAUUACUGAUCAAAUGACGUCCUCAAACAUCGUCACCGCCUCCAUGUUUCUUCAGGCGUGUCUGAAGGGAAUCUGGAUUCUGCUCACGACUGCUGUCCUCUGUGAGCAUCUCUUCCACAUGGGGGUUCCACCCCCGGAAGCCCUCUCUUCUGGCCCCUGACCUUCUCCCUCCACACUAAAGCUGGAUGAUACAGAGAAGUGUCUUUUAAAACUCCAGGUCACAACUUGUCAUGAAAUCAAUUGGUGAUCAUCUCAGACAGCUGUGUUCUCAGUGUCUGUACACAAUCACUACAGAAUCUGGGUGGCGCAGAGCGACAAGCCUUCACUCCCUGCUAAGGUGUCU
Messenger RNA from Balaenoptera musculus (blue whale), 1520 nucleotides. Its product is annotated as 5-hydroxytryptamine receptor 5B-like. Gene Ontology annotation, molecular function: G protein-coupled serotonin receptor activity; neurotransmitter receptor activity. Gene Ontology annotation, cellular component: dendrite; membrane. Gene Ontology annotation, biological process: chemical synaptic transmission; G protein-coupled receptor signaling pathway, coupled to cyclic nucleotide second messenger. The record is from RefSeq and is a predicted model, not a curated record. Lineage: Eukaryota; Metazoa; Chordata; Mammalia; Artiodactyla; Balaenopteridae.